This is a messenger RNA of Hydractinia symbiolongicarpus, 2363 nucleotides long. RefSeq lists its product as uncharacterized. The record is from RefSeq and is a predicted model, not a curated record. Gene Ontology annotation, molecular function: ubiquitin-protein transferase activity. The transcript is spliced from 2 exons. Lineage: Eukaryota; Metazoa; Cnidaria; Hydrozoa; Anthoathecata; Hydractiniidae. Bases 250 to 2238 code for a protein of 662 amino acids.
AAAUCUGGUCCGCAAAAUGUGGCAGUUAAAACAGGUACUAAAAUACGCGGCCGCGCUUUUUGCCACUUAUUCUGCCGUUAAUUUUAAAGUAAAACAGGCGGUAAAUGACGCGGCCGCGCUUUUCUUCCGCAGAAGAUUUUCGAAAAACAACGGCAUGUGGCCAAGGGCGCAGUGUUCUGGUCUGCAAAUUAGAGCCCUGGAACACUAGAACGGAAUUCUUAGAAAGUUACUUCUCAGAACUCACAGAAAAUGGCAGCUGCAGCUGGAAGCUUUGAAAAGGUGAAAACUUUCCUUGAGUCCAGAGGUAUAGAGUAUUUGUUGAAUUCGUUCAUCCUGAACAAAAUUGACGAUAAUGUGGCUCCUCAAGUUGAACAACAAAAGCUUGUGGAGCUAGGGUUGGCGUAUGGAGAUAUAUUAUCAUAUCGGCUGAUAUUUGCACUCCCUGUGGUUGAAGAGAAGUCCUAUCAUGAAAAGGCAGAUGAACUAAGAAAAAUAUUGAAAAGAGCCCACUCUGGGAAAGGUCACUCUCUGGAGCAAGAUUUCAUUGAUAUAGAAACAUAUGGUUUGAGUUGUAGAGACAAAAAAAAAGGAAUACAAGUAUAUUUAUACUAUCCUAAAUCAUUUGCGAAGUUGGAGUUUUCAAAGUUGUGCAAUAAGUCAUAUUCAAGCAUGUUUGAAUUAGAUACAGAAAUUAUUGGACCAGAAGAAACAGUAAUAUCAUCUGCAUGGGCAGAAGGUACCUCAACAAUUACUGUGCCACCCAGCUUACCAGGAUCGAAUUUUGUUGACAGAAGUAUAUGCAGUGUUUGUUCUUGUACGUAUAUUGGUAGCUGUCUACGCUGUGAGCAAAAUGAAAGUUACACAGCAACUUUGCUAGCAGAUCAAACAGACAACAUGACAGAGGAUACUUUUUUAGCAUCACCCGAUCCAGAUGCUGUGACAAAUACUGCCAAAACUGACAUAGAUGUAAACAUAGAAAAUUCUACUCUUCGUGAUUUGAGAUUGAGACAUUUUUCAAGAAACACACAAAAACCAGUGAGAUAUAGACAUUCAAUUGGCUCACCCUCAUUGUCUCUUCAACUAGAAUCAACAGAGGACAGUUCAGCAUUUGGUGAUGAUGAAGUGAAUCGUUUUAUGGAAAAUUAUGAGACAGAUAAUUUUGAUAAUGCUACUCCACAGUUUGAAGAAACAGAAACUGAUUCUAUCGCAUUUAUGCAAAACUGUGAAAGCUACUUCACCAAUUCACCAAAAGUAAACACAAAGCAUAUCAUCAUACAACGAGAUUCACAGCGUUUUUGGCCUGUAUUAUUACGUCAAAAUUUUGAUCUUUCGUCUGAAAAAAUAGCUAUCAGAUUUGCAGGUGAACCCGGUGCUGAUGCAGGUGGACCGCUGCGCGAAUUUUACUCAUUGUCAAUGAGACGGUUUACCACUAUCCCUGGGGUAUUUUUCGGAGAUGACAAAGGAAUUUGUUUCAAAUUAAUGCCAGAUGGUGUAUUAAAAAAAGUAUAUUACAAGCUUGGGCAGUUAACAGGUGCAUCUAUUAUACAUGUUGGAAGAGGUCCCGAAUGUUUCUCUGAGCUCAUUUUCAAUGCAUUGUAUGAUUUGCCAUAUCCUGAUAAAAUAACACCAAUAAAUGAUGCAGAAUUCAAGUAUAAAUUGGAUAAAAUUGAGAGUGGCGAGAAUGAAGAUCUACUUGAUUUGAACAUUGUUCCUGUACCUGAUAUCGAACAGAACAAGCAAGUUUUUUCAAUCAGUUAUUUAGUGAUGAAAAAUCGUGCCGCAAUAUCACAAUUUGGAGAAGGACUAAAAAGUAUAUGUCCAGAAUUUAUGUUACAAUCCAAUUGUCACACUAUGAAAGCUUUUUUAUUGCCAGAUGAAAAGAUCUUAACUCUUGAUGAGCUUCUUGUUAUUCUAUGCUUUCACAACGUCGAAGAAAUUGGUUCUAAUUUACACCGUGAUAUUUCCAAUGCCAUUUGUGACUGUGAGCUGUUUUUAGCUGAUGUUGCUAAUGGAAACUAUGAUGAGAUAUCUCUUAAAGACAUACUGUUUUUAUUCACUGGAAUGGAUAAAAUUCCCAGAAAGGGUUUGGAUAAAAACAUUGAUAUUUUUUUUAACUGUGAUUUCAACUUUCCAAAAAUUUCUACAUGUGGACUUAAUGCCACUCUACCAACAAAAAAAGUUGAGCAUAAUCUGAAGAUUGCUGCUAAAUUCGGAGGGACUGGAUUUGGUGUUGUUUAAAAUAUUCAUGUUUUGUAUCAUAUAUUAUUGAAAAAAUGUUUUUAGUCUUUUUUUAAAUGAAAAUUUUGUUAUCAAGUUUUUUGGUAAUCACUUUUUUAGGACUUUUUAGUGUAACCUUAUAACCC